Auanema sp. JU1783 is the source of this 822-nucleotide messenger RNA. The record is from the annotation of a GenBank genome assembly. Lineage: Eukaryota; Metazoa; Nematoda; Chromadorea; Rhabditida; Rhabditidae.
AUGGCUUUGAUCUGUUUUAUUUUCAUAAGAGGAGCUACUAAUAUCAAUUUUCGAUGUAAUAUUCUUAUGUUAUGUUUGGGAGAUUUGCUGGUAACCCUCAAUCGAACCUACACCCUUGUACUGACCAUGGCAGGCAUAGCUAAUAGGGCUGAUUUGAAUGAAUUUCAAGGAUAUAUGGGUACGGACACAUUCGGGAAAACAAUCGCUCAAGUAUCUUUCAUUUCCUUAGUCUAUGAGCGUAUGGUAGCUUCUUACUUCACUUCAAGCUAUGAGAAGUUAUCAAAGAAAAUUAACUGCUUGAUCUGUGUAUUGAGUAUCUUAACAAUCGUCGCAUGCAGCUUUCUGUACACAGCAUAUCAUCCAUUGGGCUUCACUAGUUUCAUCAUCGAAAGUUCAACGAUCCUAUUUGAAACGAUGAUAGUUUUUGCUCUUUUAUACUAUAAUAAGUAUAAAUACGACAAUAGACAUCAAUCCAUGCUUAAGUUAUCUGAUCGCUAUCAGAUUCAAGAGAAUGUCCGAACAACGAAAUAUAUACUUCCGGCUACAAUAAUUCAAAUCAUUCAUACGCUCGUUCAAUUAGUCUUCUUCUUCUACGUCUUUUUCAUUUUGGGGCCUCCACAAUCACCUGGUAAACUUGGAAUGCUACAAGUCACGGUUGAUUUGCCAGCUUCCAUCUAUCGAAUGGUUCUCUAUUCAUAUCUCUUCUCCCACCAUCGAACAUACCAACGACUAAAAGAUGGCUUCACUAGAUCAAUUUCUCCGUUAUCUGCACACGACACAACUAAAAAUCAUUUCAAAGAUUUGAAAAAUAUGUGGAAAUAA